CCUCGACAAUCUUCCGCGGCCCUCCCAAGGCGCGCAUGCGUAGUCCUACCAGCUGCCUUUAGCAACAUGGCGGCUCCCGUAGACCUGGAACUAAAGAAGGCCUUUGCAGAGUUGCAAGCCAAAAUGAUUGAUACGCAGCAAAAGGUGAAGUUAGCGGAUCUGCAAAUUGAACAACUGAGUCGCAUGAAGAAACACGCAAAUCUGACUCAUGUAGAAAUCACUUCACUCCCCGACAGCACUCGGAUGUAUGAAGGCGUAGGACGCAUGUUUAUCUUGCAGUCAAAAGAUGAAAUUAAUAAUCAACUACUGGAAAAACGAAAGACUGCAGAUGACAAAAUCAAGGAGCUUGAGCAAAAGAAGACAUACCUGGAACGCAGUGUGAAGGAGGCAGAAGACAACAUCAGAGAAACGUUAAUGUCCAGGCGGGCUCAAUAGGAUACGCGUCCAUACACGUGUGUGCACACACUGUGCUUACUUACCUUUGGACACUCUUGCUAUGCGUUUAAACAUGUUUGCAUGUACCUGGGGAUAUGCAGGUACCUCUAGGAACAGAAGACAAAAAUCAUUGUUCUGGAUGGAAAUGGGUGUGACAUUAGGUCGCACAGCUUUUGUGAAUCACAGCUGUUAUCACAAUGAUGUCAUUCAUCUGAAACAUUCUUCUUGUUGAGACUUGUUCACUGUUUCCUCUUUCGUUGUGUUCUAAUAAAAUGUUUUGCUUUAUUUAAGCUGUCAUUAGCAUGGUAUUAAAUGUGAAUUGAAAUUACUGCA
Electrophorus electricus (electric eel) is the source of this 768-nucleotide messenger RNA. It is a transcript of the gene pfdn1, whose product is annotated as prefoldin subunit 1. Gene Ontology annotation, biological process: protein folding. Gene Ontology annotation, cellular component: prefoldin complex; cytoplasm. NCBI's taxonomy places the organism in Eukaryota, Metazoa, Chordata, Actinopteri, Gymnotiformes, Gymnotidae. Gene Ontology annotation, molecular function: protein folding chaperone. The record is from RefSeq and is a predicted model, not a curated record.